AUGCCCGCCAUGAACAUGUCGCGGUUGGACUUCCGUGUGUCCAGCGCAACUGUCCACUGGUCGUCGGUCGAAGCUCACUUUGCCAUUGUCCACAUUGAGGACCCGUGUAUCGUUGGCCAUGCGGAUCAGGUUGACACUGGACAGGUCGUAUCGCGCCACAAGAGGCUCGCCAUUUGUCGGCGAGGGGUUGAAAGUGAGCCGACCGUAGAAGCUAUUUUGAUCACUGCCAAAGAAGCUGCUCCAAGUCAAGUGCGUGUCGUCGGGAUGCAGGCGGAGCUCGCGCAUCGAUCCCGUUGUUCCCGACCCGUCCGCAGUGACGGGCCAGUAAAUCGGGUAGAUAUAAGUGUUGUUCGGGGUGACCAUAUCACUAUCAACGGCAUAACCGCCGGUAUGGAUAAUGUUCGUGCCCACGAGAAAUCGCUUCCCAUCCUUGAAAACUCGGGGAUAAUCCUGCAAAUCGCGGUCCGCACCCAAUUGGUUUUCUUCCGGCACCCCGCAGGUAAUGCACUUCCAGGAGUCACCGUUGGGGAAGGUCGAGUUAUCCGUCUUGAGGAGGAUUGUUUGAAGACCGCUGUAGAUAUGUCUUGGAUCAGGUUCCGCUGGCGCGCCGGUGAAAUUGACCGUGGCGACCAUGGCAGUUCCAUCAGGGGUGAAGGUCCCCCCUUGGGGAACAGCAUCAUCGCCAGUCAUGACUAUCCAUAUACAUCCUGUCCCUCGAGCAUUGACCUCAUAGGUGCAAGCUCCUAUCGAAUCAUUGGUUAUGGAAGGUGGUAA
Messenger RNA from Penicillium crustosum, 774 nucleotides. RefSeq lists its product as uncharacterized. The transcript is spliced from 2 exons. Lineage: Eukaryota; Fungi; Ascomycota; Eurotiomycetes; Eurotiales; Aspergillaceae. The record is from RefSeq and is a predicted model, not a curated record. Bases 1 to 774 code for a protein of 257 amino acids.